AUGGAUGAAGAAAAAGACAUUUACAAGUCUUGGCUAACACGAAACAUAACUUACUGCAGUGAUGAGCAAGAAAUGUAUAUUGGCUAUUCUAAGUUGAAAAAGUUGACCGUGUUUGAUCAUUACAUAGACAAAUACAUUGUCUUUGACUCCCUUGAGGCAUAUUGGGAAAUGACUGAUAACACACCUACAGAAUACCGAUGCUACGAGGAAGUAGUAUUUUCUGAUGCUCCGCAGUCGCCUGUUAUUGAAGUUUGUUUAUCUUCUACUACGAGAUUUUCAGGCACUAAGAUUGUGGAGAUUCUUCGUACUAUACUGGAUGUGAUGCUUAAAAUUUUUCGAACACAUUACACUGAUUAUGCUAAUAUGGCUAAUAUCCCUUCUGCCCUAAAUGAUUUCGUAAUUAUGGAUGAAAUCGUUCAAAGAGAUGGGACCUGGUAUUAUUACUUUCAUAUCCAAACUACGUCAUUCUAUUUUCCGAGUUAUUACUAUUGCGCAGAUUUCCGAGAAAAAGUCUGUGAUUCGCUUCCUAUUCAUAUUAGUUCUUUGAUCACACGUCCUACAGAUUAUAUCUUUCAGCUGGUAGGAAUUUCUGGUUCUUAUUUACUUAGUCUCGAGAACCAUAAACGUAUUACACCCUACAGCCAGUUUCUUGGAACUAACACUUCUGUCGACAGGAAUAACCUUUUUGUUUCAUGUUUUUCUCCUAAGCACGAUGUUAACGCUCAUGUACCUCUCUGUCUUAAGAGCACUAAUCAAGAGCCUUUUGUUACACAAACUGUGUCUGCUAUGCACUCUAUUACAGAAGAACAAAGUAAAGACUCUGAAUUGCUCCACAAUGUUGUCCCUUGUGACAUUGACAUUGUCAGUGUUAGCUCGGCUGAAAAACAGGAUGACCGCAAAGAACAUACUCUAAGUGAAUUUCAACCCGUCUCGAACACAGAGCAGAAUGGAAUCCAUAACAUGUUAGGAAAUAUUACCGUCUUGGACUCUGAUGAAAUAACCACAGUAGAUUACAAUGGCGUACAAUUGGUUGCACCAUCUUUUGACCUACCUGCGUCCUCUGUUUUCUUUAUCACCACGGAGUCUAUGGAAAUGUUUCAGCCGUGUGAAAAUUCAGAGUUGAUGCUGACUGUUUACACCGUAAUAAAGUUUAUUGCUGUCAUGCUAGCAGUAUGCAAUAAAAGAGGGAUUGAUUCGGAUAAUUGUGUGUUCCAUUCGAAGAAGGUACUUCAUUCCCUUGGGAGGCCUAUUUCAUUUACUGCUACUUCCUCAAAAAGCAAAUACACAUUGAGGACAGCUCGUCGAAGGAAAAAUAUGGCAUACGAGACCAGGGGAUACCAACGAAAUUGUAGAAACGCAGAAGAGGGAUCACUAACAGUGCUAAAUUGUUCUCGCCGUGUGUUGAGAAUUCCUCUCACACGUAAUUCAUUAACCGUAGGUUCCGAAGAUUUACGCAAUUGCCUAUCAAGGCAUCUAGUAGGAAUUAUACUGCGAUACAUUUGUCUGAAUAUGACAAUUACCCUAUGUGUACGAAGUUCUACAUUAGGAACACAUUGCGAAGCAGUUCCCUUCAGACAUUUUCCCUAUGAACUGACAGUCUUGCUGCUCAACCACGCUGUUAACAGAGGAGGUUCUAGGAACCCUACGUUCAUAGGGCAAAACGGUCAGGUACGAAGUAGAAAUACGGAGAAUAAAAACGAUUCAGGAUUUGCAAAUCGGCAGACGUUUACCUUCAUUUUAGAUGGCAGAGACCCCACUUCGUAUCCUCCAGGGAGCACUAUGUCGAACGAAGAAUCAGGGAGCACUAUGUCGAACGAAGAAAUAGGGGACUAUGUCGAACGAAGAAAUAGGGGAGGCUAUGGUGAACGAAGAAAAUAG
Messenger RNA from Rhizophagus irregularis DAOM 181602=DAOM 197198, 1878 nucleotides. RefSeq lists its product as uncharacterized. Lineage: Eukaryota; Fungi; Glomeromycota; Glomeromycetes; Glomerales; Glomeraceae. The record is from RefSeq and is a predicted model, not a curated record.